Acytostelium subglobosum LB1 is the source of this 2028-nucleotide messenger RNA. RefSeq lists its product as hypothetical. The record is from RefSeq and is a predicted model, not a curated record. NCBI's taxonomy places the organism in Eukaryota, Evosea, Eumycetozoa, Acytosteliales, Acytosteliaceae. The transcript has a single exon. The coding region runs from base 1 to 2028 and encodes 675 amino acids.
AUGGUCAUCACAUAUGCCACAGCGCAACCAUCCAGCACCAAUCCAACUCGCACCCUCUCCCUCCAAUACUCCCUCAACGACAAGUCCAACUACCAACCAUUCAACAUUGCCUUCUACAGCUACAACACUUGUGGCGACUUCAUCUUUGACCCGAAUGAGAAGUGCCAUCACGACGAGGUAGCUGGCUUUGGCCAUCCCAAUCUACUCGCCAACUCGACCUGUGGCAAUGAAGUUUGUGAUGAGUCCAAUCCCAAUGAAUGCUUGGCCGACUGCUACUACCACUUUGGCCCAAGGGCAUGUGACACCCCCUACGAGGUCAUCCCAGGCACCUUUGUCCAGUUCACAACCUCCGAUGACACCUUGGGCAAACUGAUUGCCAACCAGAUGGUGUGGCGUGUCCCAGGCUAUAACCAGCUCCAGUUUGGCAUGGAUGUGACAACUGGCAUCCAGGCUCCCCAGCCCAUCUUCAGGUUCGACCUUUGUGACGAUGGAGAACAAAAGAUCAUCCAAGAUGUCUAUCGUGGCACCUUCUACCAGGUACCCAAGGAACUGUCCGUCGUACCUUUGCCCCAGUGCACUUUCUCGACCAACAGUUCGUUCCACUCUGAUGCCCAGUCCCUCAAGACUUCGAUGACCCUCACCACCUCUGAGACCGCCCAGGCCAAUGCCGACUUCUCCAAGGGUGGUAUGCCCAUUGGCAUCUCCUUGUCGGCAUCGUUCUCCAACGACAAGUCAGUGACCAAGGCCAUGAAGAUGAGCUCCAAGAACACGGGGUCCCUCAUCGAUACAUCAGUCACUUGCUACUCGUUGGCCUUUGAGCUCAACUUGGACCGCCAGCAUAUCCCCUGGAGCAGCAACUUCCUCAUCGAUAUUUCGCGCGCCAUCUAUUCCAAGGACUUUAGUGACCUUGUGGUCAAGUACGGCACGCAUAUCUACCUCACCGGCCGCCUAGGUGGGAACUUGAAGCAGAUAACGCAGAUCACCAGCUCGGAAGUCAAGGAGGAGGACGAGUCAUCCUACUCUCAACAGGCGUCCAGGACCUUGGCCACUGCAGUAACCUCGCCCGUGUUCAGCGCCAAUGCCAACUACAACUCGGACACCAACGAGGAGGUCAAUGAACAGUCCAUGAAGCAGUUUGUCUCCAAAACCACCAGGACAUCUGUGAUCACCUAUGGAGGUGCACCCGGCAGCUAUGGCCCUGGUGAUGACAGCACCACUUCAACGUUUGGUGUUUGGGCCAACACGAUUGACCAACUGCCCAUCGUGGUUGACUACCAGAUCAUCCCGAUCAGAGCACUGCUGCCAGAGACCUGGACCACGAUCAUGGGCGAGAGUAUCCUAGCCAAGUGGACCCAAGCCGAGCUGGAGUACUAUGUCUACCAGAUCAACUCGGCCCAGGGCAUGGAAUCAGUUUGGAUGAAAGAGCAGACCCUGCACACGUUCACUAUGUUCAACGGGAAGUUCAAGACAUCCAUCACAUCAGUGAGUGCAAUUACCAACCUCACCACGUCCUAUAUCGACCUCGACACUGCCUCCCCUGGUAAAGGUGAACACCAGAUCAGCACCGACUUCCCCUUCUCCCUCGACACCCUCAGCCACAGGGUCUACAUCAACGUCUCCCAGGACAACACACCAAUUCCUAUGAACACUGAGGGCAUUCCUACCAAGGACCUCAAUGGCGAUACCAGCAAUUUCCUCCAGUACACAAAUCUGAUCAUGGUUGCCUCUGGCACCACGGACAAAUUCUCGGUGGACUAUCGAUGGGACCUGGAAGGCUCGAGCAACUCUGGUGGCUACGUGACCAAUCUCUGGAAACCCUACCAGAUGAAAGAUGGACUGCUGUCGCCCAUUGUCAUCCGAGACACCUCGUUCCUCCUCAUCCCGCCCAUGCCCAUCGCCUACACUUCCAUGGCCAUCAAUGUCAACUCAGGUGGCUACACCAAGGUUGUCUAUGUCAAUCUUCAAGUUCAGGUCCCCCCACAUGUCUCCUGUCCCGUUUCCAUUCCUCAGCCCUUUAUCUCCUUGUAA